AUGGUAAAUCAAAAAAAUGGAAUUUUUUCAAAGUUAACAGGUAUGACAUUUACGCUUUUUAAAUUAAAACUUGAAAAUAUAAACCAAGAAAUUGAUGAAAAUGCAAGUUCAUUAGAGAAAGCAAUUUUGUAUGGUAACAGCAAUUUAAAGUGUCGUAAGAUAAUAUUUGUAAAAGAUUUAAUGAAAUUUUUAAUGGAUAUAAAUUAUGAUAAUUUUAAGAGAUAUAUAUAUCCAUUAAUAUUGAAAUUAAGUAAUGAUAAUUUAGAAAUUAAAAACGAAAUAUGUAAUAAAAUUGGAGAUUUAUGUGCUUAUUUAUUACAAAAUAAUAACGAUAAUGAUGGUUGCACAGACAUAAUAAAAUUAUUAUUUCCGAUAAUGGAAAAAUUUAUAAAAAAUAAUGAAAAUAAAAAUAUCUUAGGAAAUGUAAUGAAAUCAUUGUUAAUUUUAUCUACGCAUAUUAAUUCUAAAAGUAGAAAAAAAGUGAUUUUUCCAUUUAUACUAUCACUUAUAUCAAAUGAUAAAUAUAAACAUAUAGGUUUUAUUUUAUUAGUUAAGAUAUGCUAUAUAUUUGACAAAGAUAUUAUUUUUUCUUUUUUAAUUCCUUAUAUGGAAUCUUUUCUUAGAAAUAAAGAUCUUUCAAGUAAAAUAUAUAUAUCUUCUCAUUUAUUUAAUAUAUGUAAAAUGCUAAACGAAGAAGAUUUAUCAGGAAUAUUUAUUAUCUUUAAAAAAUUAUGCAGUGAUGAAAACGAUAUUAUUAAAAUAAUAAAUAUAUAUAAUUGUGCACAUAUAUCUUCACUAUAUUCUAAGACUGUAUUUUUUUAUUUUUUUGUACCUAUAUACAAUAAUUUUUUAAAAAAUUGUAAUUUAUAUAUAUUUUAUUAUUCUUUAAUUAACCUAUUUUCUUUUAUAUGCAAUUUUGAGGAUAUUGAUUUAAUUCAUCCUUUUUAUAUUCGUAAAUUGAUUUUUUUUUUUAAUAGCGUCUUUUCUUCACAUUUAUUUACUCUGAAUUAUUUAAGUGAAACAGCUAAAAAGCAAAGUAAUUAUUUUUUUCUGAACAGUUCAGAAAGUCAAAUUAAUCAUCUUGAAUUCAAAAUAAAUGAAAAUCAAGAAAAUAAAAUAGAAUCAAUUAAUAAUUUUGAUGAGAUAGAAGUAAGUAAUUGUGAAUUUAAUCAUCUUGAUUCAAAUGAAAAACGUGAAAUUAAUUCAUUAUAUUAUUUUAUUAAUUAUGAUAUUUCACAAAAAAGUGAUGAUACAAGUUUAAAAUUAGACAAAAUCAAGGAAUUAAAUAACAAUUACAUAAAAGAAGAGUUAUCCAGUAAUCUUAAAAACAUGAAUGAUAAUGAAGAUAAUAAUUCUCUGAUUCCGGAUAAAAUGAAAGUAGAAGAUAUUUCAGUUAAAAAUAAAACAGAGGAAAAAAUUAUUGAUGCAAAUUUUUCAGAUGAAGAAAAUGUAAAGGCAAAUAUAUCAAUAAAUAAAAAAAUAAGUGUUGAAUCAUAUAUACUAGAUUAUGGUAAAAAAAAUAAUGAAACUAAUUUUGAUGAAAACACAAAUAAUAAGAAUAAAAUGAAAUCACAAGAAAAUAACAAAAAAAGUUCAAAGGAAUAUAAAAAAAAAAACGAAAUAAAAAAUAUAAAAGAAGACGAAAAAAUGAAAAACAGUGAUGAAUAUUCAACAAAUAUAUUGUCUAAUAACAGUGAAUUUAAAUUAAAAGAAUAUAAUAAAACAUAUGAAAUAAAAUCUGAUGCAGAUAUAAGAGAAAGUAAUGAUGAAAAAAAAAAUGAUGAAUAUUUAGAAGAUGACGUAGAAAAUUUUUUUUUAUGUAAUUUAAUUAAAGGUAAAAGUGAUAUAUAUAAAAAUAGAGAUACAAAAACGAGUAUAUAUUAUGAAAAGUUUUAUUCGAACUCACAUGAUAAUUUUUCCAUUAAUGAAAAAAAUAGUGAUGAAGUAUCGUCAUCAUCAUUUUUUUUUAACAAUAGUUUAAUUAAUGAUUUAAUAAUUAAUAAUAACCAUUUCUGUUUAAGCAUAAAAAAUUUUUUUGAAAUAUAUGACAAUAAUAAUUAUACUUUUAAAAAAAUAGAUGAACAAGUUGAUAAUAUUGAAGAAGGUAAUAGCAAAUUAUAUUUUUCUUUUUUAAAUGAAAAAGAAUUAAAAAUUAUAGAUAAUGCAUUCAACCAUAAUAUUGACACGGAUAUAAAUUUAAUUAAAGGUUGUUUUUAUAAUGAAUUAGAAUUAAUUAAAAAAAAUACUGUAUAUACAAAAAUGCUUUUAAAAAAGGAAAAUAAAAAUAAAAGUAAGAAUAGUGAUAACAUUGAUAAUGAUGAUAAUGAUAUAUACAAUAUUGGGGAUAUAGAUAUUGAUUUAUUAAAAAAAAAAUAUAUUUUUGAUAGUUCUAGUAAUAUUAUUGAAUCACAUAAUAUAAAUUCAGUAUAUAUUACCACUCUUUAUAUACCAAUUUUGAUCUUAGUUUUUAAGAAAUAUUUUUUUCGAUUUUUUUCACAUGUUUUCUUUUUUAUAUGCACAUAUCCUUAUUACUUUAUAAGAAAAACUAUAGCAUCGCUCUUUUUUGAUAUUUUGCAAAAUUUUUUAAAUUCCGAUUUUUUGAUUAUUAGCGAUGAGCAAUUAAAUUAUGAGCAUGAAAAUAUUGAUAAAUUUCUGAAAAAAAGAAAAAUACCUAAUAGAAAAAAAUUUUUGAGCACAUUAACAAAUUCAUUAAAAGUAGAAAACAAAAGCUACAGAAAAAUGAAUAACAAAGGAAGUAUUCAGAAAGAAACUACAGGAAAAAUAUUGCGUUUUAACAAUAAUUGUGCAAAAUACGAUAAUGUAGAUAAUAUAAAAAAUACGAAAUCAAUUAAUAAAAAUGCAAAUCCAUUAAAUAUUGAUAAGACAGAUAUGUAUGACAUAAAAGAAUAUAAUGAAACAGAAAACAAUAAAAAGCAGAUUAAAAAAGACAAGUAUGAGAAUAUAGAAUAUAUCGAAGGAAAAAAUAUAAAGGAAGAAAAAAAAAAUGAUUCUGAUAAUAAUUAUAAAGAGGAAAAGGAAGAUGAAAAGAAACAUGAAGAGAAAAAACAAAUAAAAAAAAAAAAUGUAAAUGAAACAAAAGAAGAAAAUGAAGAAAAAGAAGAAAAGGAAGAAAUGAAAGAAAAAGAAGAAAAGGAAGAAAUGAAAGAAAAAGAAGAAAAAGAAGAAAAUAAAGAAAAGGAAGAAAUGAAAGAAAAAGAAGAAAAAGAAGAAAAUAAAGAAAAGGAAGAAAUGAAAGAAAAAAAAGGAAAAGGAAAAAAAGAAGAAAAAGAAGAAAUGAAAGAAAAAGAAGAAAAUAAAGAAAAGGAAGAAAUAAAAGAAAAAGAAGGAAAUGGAAAAAAAGAAGAAAAAGAAGAAAAUAAUGAAAAAGAAGAAAUGAAAGAAAAAGAAGGAAAUGGAAAAAAAGAUAAUGAAAAAUAUGAUGUAGAAAAAGAAAAAAGUAAAGAGAAAAUGGGAAAAAUACAGCAAAAAAAUGAUGAAAAAAACGAGGAUAAAGAAGAGAAAAACAAUGAAGAAGGAAAAAAAGGAAAAAUAGAAAGUAUAGAAGAGAAAAAUAUAGAAAAAGAAAAAAAAAAUGAAAAUAAAGAUGAAGAUGAAGAAAAAGAAGAUAAUAAAGAUAAUGGGGAUAAUGAAAAUAUAGAUAGAAAAAUAAAAAUUAAAGAUAAAAUAAAAGAUAAUAAAUAUACAAAGUUGAAUAAUUACAAAAAUAAAAUCAAAAAAAUACAAAAUCAAAUAAAUACAAAUUUAUAUGAAAGUGACUUUUUUAUAAACGAAGAAAAUGAAAAUUUUUUCUUUUAUAAAAAAUUCCUAAAUAUUUAUGAAAAUAUCUAUAUAAAAUUUAUAGAUAAGUUUAGGAGAUAUUACAAUGAAGAUUCACAAUUAUUUUUCUUUCAUUUUUUUAUUUAUUACUUUUUAAAAGAUAAUAAUGUAUUAGUUAAAAAGGCUAUUUUAAAAAAUUAUGAUAAAAUUCUUUUAUUUUUUCCAAAUAAAAUACAAAAGAUUCUUAUUUCAUAUUUAUUCAAUGUAUUAGAAUUUAAAACAGUAAAUUAUUCAUUAAGAAAAAAAAUAUCAAAAAUUAUUUUUAAGAUAGUAUUAAAAACUGAUGAUACUACUAUAAUAAGAAAGUACCUUUUCCCAAUAUUUGUGAAAUUAUGCAAGGACGAUGUCGCCUUAAUUCGCACAUAUACAUCAAAUUAUUUUUACUUAUUUCUAAAAAAAGGAUGUCCAAAUAUAUAUAAUUUUUUUAAGGGAAAUGGAAAAAUAUUGCCCUUAGAAGAAUAUCAAAGUGACGUAAUAAUAUCAAAUGAAGAUAAUUUUAAACUAAAAAGCAAUUAUUUCAUUGAUGGAGAUGAAAUUUCUUUAAUUAAAAAAAUUAUAAUUACGUUUGCAAAAAGCAAACAUUUUUACGAUAGGCAAAUUUUCAUAAAAAUGUGCGAAGGAAUAAUUAAUGAAUGCCCUAUAAAUUUAUUUUUAUUGUAUUUUUUAAAUCCAUUUUUAAAUCUAUCUGAAGACAAAAUUCAAGUUGUUAGAAUUACAUGGGAAAAAUGUGUUUCUUCACAAAUAAAAAAGAAAGGAGUAUUCUCAAAAGUCACCAAUGUAUUAGAAAAAUUAUAUAAAUUAUAUGAAAAAUAUGAAAAAAUGGAAAAAAGCAAAAUUGAUGAUUUAGUUGAUUUUAAUGAUUCCCAUAAUUUUUCUGUUAGAGUAUUUGAUAUUCAUCAUUUAGAUAGUUAA
Plasmodium gallinaceum is the source of this 4749-nucleotide messenger RNA. RefSeq names its product conserved Plasmodium protein, unknown function. The transcript is spliced from 8 exons. Gene Ontology annotation, biological process: protein dephosphorylation. The record is from RefSeq and is a predicted model, not a curated record. Bases 1 to 4749 code for a protein of 1582 amino acids. Lineage: Eukaryota; Apicomplexa; Aconoidasida; Haemosporida; Plasmodiidae. Gene Ontology annotation, molecular function: protein phosphatase regulator activity.